Messenger RNA from Rosa chinensis, 2484 nucleotides. RefSeq names its product linoleate 13S-lipoxygenase 3-1, chloroplastic. Gene Ontology annotation, molecular function: oxidoreductase activity, acting on single donors with incorporation of molecular oxygen, incorporation of two atoms of oxygen; metal ion binding; protein binding. The coding region runs from base 22 to 2469 and encodes 815 amino acids. The transcript is spliced from 8 exons. Gene Ontology annotation, biological process: lipid oxidation. The record is from RefSeq and is a predicted model, not a curated record. Lineage: Eukaryota; Viridiplantae; Streptophyta; Magnoliopsida; Rosales; Rosaceae.
AGUGAAAAUAAGUUAAAUACUAUGAAAGACAUGAUGCUUAGGCUGCUUGGCAAUUAUGCUUCACCUAAUGGCCAGGGUGAUCAUCAUAAUCACAAGGGUGUUGUCCUACAGCUUGUUAGUACACAAAUCCACACAAAGGAAAUGAAGCCAAAGCUGAGUGAGGAAGCAAUAUUACAUUGGAAAGAGACUUUGAAAAUGGGUGCUGGGAAGUGCAUUACUUACCAAGUUAAAUUUGUGGUGGAUUCAAACUUUGGGAUGCCAGGAGCCAUCACAGUCAGCAACAGAUACAACAGCGAGUUUUAUUUAGAUAGCAUCAACAUCGAAGGUGUUGUUCAUUUUGCCUGCAACUCUUGGGUUCAAUCAGAGCAUGCUAACCCUGCAAAAAGAAUCUUCUUUUCUACCAAGGCAUACUUACCUAGUGAGACACCAGCAGGGAUUAAAGAGCUGAGAGAAAUGGAGCUAAUUCAACUAAGGGGUGAUGGGACAGGACUUCGAAAGCCAUCUGAUAGAAUAUACGACUACGAUACUUACAGCAACAUUGGAAAUCCAAACAAGGGAAUUGAAUACAUUAGACCCAUUCUUGGAGGCAGCAAUCACCCAUACCCUAGACACUGUCGAACUGGAGGUCCUCCAACCAAGACAGAUGAGAAACUGGAGUCACCAGUAAAUGAAUUCUCGACACUUUAUGUGCCUAGAGAUGAAGAGUUUGAAGAGUCCAAGAGAGAAGCUUUUGAUCUUGGAAGGUUAAAGGCAAUUAUGAGGCACAUUAUUCCUGCACUAACAAAAGUUGCCAGGGAUAGUGAUGAAUUCAAGGCAUAUUCAGACAUAACUGGUCUGUAUAGAGACGGCAUGCCUUCAAUAACAAAGAAUAUGAGGAAUCUUCCCUUGCCAAAUAUUUUGAACAAAGUCCAGGAAUACCUAAAAUUUGACCCAACAAAAUUAAACUCAAGGUUUACAGCUUGUGGUUUGCCAGACGACGAAUUUGGACGUCAAGCAAUUGCAGGCAUAAAUCCUCUAAGCAUAGAGAGGCUCACAACAUUCCCACCUGUAAGCAAACUGAAUGCCUCCACUUAUGGCCCACAAGAAUCGGCACUCAAGGAAGAACAUAUACAAGGCCAUCUAAAUGGCAUGUCCGUGCAACAGGCAUUGGAAGAAAACAAGCUGUUCAUACUAGACUAUCAUGACAUUUUCCUUCCGUUUAUCAACCAAAUAAAUGCUAUGGAUGACCGAAAAGCUUAUGCAACACGUACACUUUUCUUCCUCACCUCAUUGGGAACAUUGAAGCCGAUUGCUAUUGAGCUCAGUCUCCAUCAAACCAAUUCAGAUUCACCAUCCAAGCAGGUUCUCACUCCUCCAGUUGAUGCUACAACAAAUUGGCUUUGGGAACUUGGCAAAGCCCAUGUAUGCUCCAAUGAUUCCUGCGUUCAUCAACUCAUUCAUCACUGGUUACGCAGCCAUGCGUGUAUGGAAACAUUUAUCAUAGCAACCCACCGGCAGCUGAGUGCGAUGCAUCCCAUCUACAGGCUUCUCAAACCUCACAUGCGAUACACAAUGAAGAUAAAUGCAUUGGCCCGUCAGUUUCUGAUCAAUUCUGAAGGAAUAAUUGAGUCUACUUUCACUGCUGGCAAACAUAGCAUGGAGAUUAGUUGUGCUGCAUAUCGAGACUGGUGGCGGUUUGACCUUGAGGGCCUUCCUGCAGAUCUCAUCAGAAGAGGAAUAGCAACACCAGACCCCAGUCAAGUCCAUGGACUAAGACUACUGAUUGAAGAUUAUCCUUACGCAACAGAUGGACUCCUCAUAUGGGCAGCAAUUGAGAGAUUGGUUCAAACCUAUGUCCAUUAUUACUAUCCUGAUACAGCUGCGGUUGAUUCUGAUACAGAACUGCAAGCCUGGUACAAGGAAUGGAUCAAUUCAGGCCAUGCCGACCUUCGCCAUGCUAGCUGGUGGCCACAACUCUCUACUCCAGAUGAUCUUGCCUCCAUUCUCACCACCAUCAUUUGGCUCUCAUCAGCAUACCACGCUGCAUUGAACUAUGGGCAGUAUCCUUAUGGCGGAUAUGUCCCAACCCGCCCACCACACAUGCGGAGAUUACUGCCACAAGAACAUGAACUAGAGUACGCUACUUUCAUUGAGGAUCCAGAGAAAUAUUUUUUAUCAUCAUUGCCAAGUUUACUCGAAGCAACAAAGUAUAUGGCAGUGACAGACAUCAUCUCAGCGCACUCCCCGGAUGAGGAGUAUAUUGGGGAAAGAAAAGACCUGUCCACUUGGUCAGCUGACCCAGUUAUUAUUGAGGCAUUCUACAGAUUUUCAAUGGAUACGAAGAGGAUUGAAAAGGAGAUUGCACAAAGAAAUUCAAAUUCAAGCCUACGCAACAGAUGUGGGGCUGGGGUUUCACCAUAUGAGCUGCUCAUGUCAAGCUCAGAACCCGGGGUUACAGCAAGAGGAAUUCCUAAUAGUAUAUCAGUUUGAGGUUUGACACAACUU